UGGGUCUCAAGUCUCAACUAGUCCUAAAUAUUUUCCAUAAUUUUAUAUUAUAAACCCAAUUUUAUAAAUUUCCCGCAAUGUUUUAUCUCCAUCUACAGUAGAUUUCCCGGGAAAUAGAUUUGAUCCUCAGAUCCACCGCCGCAUCUCACCCAUCAGCCACCGGCAACCGCCGCCCACCGGCUUUUCAAUCCGGCGGAGCCAAUGGAAAGCCCGAGCACGAGCUCGAGCGCGAGCGCGGGCGCGGGCGCACCCUCCACAGAGCCCAAAACUCCGGCGCCGAAGCUUAUCAGCUCCUAUCGCCGCCCCUACGUCUCCCGCACAAUCUGCGGCGAUCGGUUCAUCCCCAGCCGCUCCUCCUCCAAUUUUUCCCUAUUCAACCUCCCUAAUUCCAGCUCGCAGGUCUCCUCCAGUGAUUCACACUCCGCGUACACCAACCUCCUGAAGUCUGCCCUUUUCGGACCCGAAUGCGUCGCCGGGGUUAACGGGAUUCAGCCGUUGACGCCGGAGAAAUCUUCUCCCGGCGGGAGAUUUGGCGGUAGGAGCAGUGAUGGUGGUUUUCCGCAGGUUAGUCCUAAUUGCAACAUAUUCAAGUACAAGACCGAGACGAGGAAAUCUAUGCCUUCUCUUUCACCGUUUGAGUUUGAUGAUAAGCUCCCUGGGGUGUCUCACAGUCCUGUUAAGGCACCAAGAAAAGUUCCACGGUCGCCGUAUAAGGUUUUGGAUGCGCCUGCUUUGCAAGAUGAUUUUUAUCUCAAUCUCGUAGACUGGUCACCACAUAAUGUGCUGGCUGUGGGGUUAAGCAACUGUGUCUAUCUAUGGCAUGCUUCCAGCAGCAAGGUAGUGAAGUUGUGUGAUUUGGGAGGUGAUGACAGUGUGUGCUCAGUUGGCUGGGCACACCGUGGUACACAUCUUGCUGUUGGAACUAAUAAUGGCAAACUCCAGUUAUGGGAUGCCUCUCGUUGCAAGAGGAUCAGAACUAUGGAGGGACAUCGGCUUCGAGUCGGUGCCCUUGCCUGGAGUUCAUCCAUUUUGUCCUCAGGAAGCAGGGACAAAAGUAUUCUUCAUCGUGAUAUACGAGCUCAGGAUGAUUAUGUCAGCAAGUUAACCGGACACAAGUCAGAGGUUUGUGGAUUGAAGUGGUCUUAUGACAACCGAGAAUUAGCAUCUGGUGGAAAUGACAAUAGACUUUUCGUGUGGAACCAACAUUCGACUCAGCCUGUAUUAAAGUACUGCGAACAUACUGCAGCUGUAAAAGCUAUUGCAUGGUCACCCCAUCUUCAUGGGCUCCUUGCUUCUGGUGGGGGCACUGCUGAUAGAUGCAUUCGUUUUUGGAAUACGACUACCAAUACGCAACUGAGCUGUAUGGAUACCGGAAGUCAGGUGUGCAAUCUUGUGUGGUCUAAGAAUGUCAAUGAACUAGUGAGCACACAUGGCUACUCCCAAAACCAAAUUAUAGUUUGGAAAUAUCCGACCAUGUCAAAGUUGGCAACUCUGACUGGCCAUACAUACCGGGUAUUGUACCUUGCAAUUUCACCGGAUGGACAGACGAUUGUAACAGGAGCAGGAGACGAGACGCUCAGGUUUUGGAAUGUCUUCCCAUCACCCAAGUCUCAGAACACUGAUAGCGAAAUUGGAGCCUCGUCAUUUGGAAGAACCCAGAUUCGUUGAUGAUGUAAAGCCAUUCGUUUUAUUUAUUUCACAACAUUUUUUUUUUUAUGCUCCAUAAACGAUGAAUAGUUACGUCUCUCUGGCACAUGGGAAAGAAAUGCAUACCAUAUGAAGAGGGCAAAGCAUCAGCAGAAUUAGACGAAAAGAGUCGAUUGUCCUUGCAAUCGUGCAGAAUUUUAGAUAUAUGAUGGCGAACAUUCUCGAAUUAUUACCUAUUUGUUGUACAGUUGGAGUUGUUAUGUAAUGCCUCUUUACAUCUCCUAUUAGUUCUCCAUGAUUUACUGAGGAUACAUGCAUGUUUAUGCAUUAAUAAGACACUCGAGUGAUCAACGUAACAGCCUCAAUUUUGAACCCAAUGCUUGUUUAUAUUUGAUCACUUACACUCAUUUUUCUUAUAAUAAUAGCUUUGAGCCUUGAGAGAGUAAUGAAAUGUAAGCGAUU
This is a messenger RNA of Striga asiatica, 2109 nucleotides long. The record is from the annotation of a GenBank genome assembly. Lineage: Eukaryota; Viridiplantae; Streptophyta; Magnoliopsida; Lamiales; Orobanchaceae.